Messenger RNA from Strongyloides ratti, 2310 nucleotides. Its product is annotated as MORN motif repeat-containing protein. The record is from RefSeq and is a predicted model, not a curated record. Bases 1 to 2310 code for a protein of 769 amino acids. The transcript is spliced from 4 exons. Lineage: Eukaryota; Metazoa; Nematoda; Chromadorea; Rhabditida; Strongyloididae.
AUGGAAUGUAAAAGAAAUGAAAUAUUAUGGAUAAAAUAUUUUAAAUUACUUGAAAUAAUAGAUAAAUAUUCUGAAUCAACAUAUGAUUUAUGGCAAAAUGUAACAUCACUUGAUCAAAAUAUUGUUAAAGCAUUAAAGAAUGAUAAAAGAAUACAUUUAUAUACUAUUAAUAAUCCAAAAUUAAAAGAUAUCUCAUCAAUAUCUUCAAAUCCAUUAAAAAAUUUAAUUGGAAGAAGUUGGAUAAAGUUAAUUAUUUUUAAUGAUGGUAUUGUAAUUAUUGAUAAAAAUGAUUAUAUAUUUCUUGAAUUUCCUCUUUUAUGGAUUUUUGAAAAAGAAAUUGGAGAAAGUAAUAAUAAUGAUAAUAAUAGUAAUAAUAUAUUAUCAAUUAUUUCACCAGAAUAUGAAUUUGAAUUAGAUACUGGUGAUGUUAAUAUAAAGACAGAGGUAAUAAAAGCUUCAAUUUUUUGGUAUAAUUAUUUAUCAUUUUUAAAAUUUUUAUCAUAUCAUAAAAAUAAUAAUUUUGAUGAAAUUCCACCAAUUGAACGUUUUGUAUCAUAUAAAUUUACAUCUUCUCAUCAAGUUUUUAGAAAUGCCACAUAUACUGGAUUUUGGAAAAAGGGUAAACCAAAUGGAAAUGGUAUUAUUAUAUUUCCAGGUGGUAAAAGAUAUAAAGGAAAUUUUAAAAAUGGUUUAAUUGAAGGAUAUGGUAAACUUCAGGUUCCUGUUGAUAAUACACCAUCAACAACAACAGCUUAUUUUAUGCAAAAUGUUUUUUUUUCAAGUGUUGAAAUACAUCCAUUAUCUAUUGAAGAAAUAAAAAAGAAAAAAUAUGAUUAUAUGGAAGGUAUAUUUAAGAAUGGUGUUCUUCAUGGUCUUGCAAUGAUUCGUUUUGCUAAUGGUGAUACAUAUAUGGGAUAUUUUAAAAAUGGUCAUCGUGAAGGAUUUGGUAUCAAUUGUCAAUUAUCAUUUGGUGUUGGUGAAAAAAUGUAUUGUGGUCAAUUUAAAAAUGAUAUGAAACAUGGUUAUGGUGUCUACAGUACAAAUCAUGAAAAAUAUUUAGGUAUGUGGGAGAAUGACUUACGUCAUGGAAAAGGUUGUCAAAUAACAAUAGAUGGUGUUUAUCAUGAAGGAACUUUUGACAAAGAUCGUUUUAUUAGAGGACAAAUGAUAUAUUAUUGUGAGAAUCUUUUAACAACAAUAUUUAAUGGAGAUUUUGAUAAAGAAGGAAUAGCAAAUGGAAAAGGAAUUCUACAUACAUCACCUUUUGAUUAUAUUGAAGGUUAUUUUCAAGGAAAUAUAUUGUUUAAUGAGUUAAAAAUUACCAAUGCAAUAUAUAAAAGAAAAAAUGAUGUAUUGUUAAUGGAUCCAAUUCUCCGACUUGUCUCACCUGUUAUUGAUGAAAUGAUUAUUAAUAUUAAUGAGAAUAUUGCUGAUGUUGGUGAGAGAUGGCUUGAUGUUUUUACACAUUUUUUAGAAGAUCAUUUUAAAAUUGAAUGUCAUAUAGAAGAAUUAGAAUCUUUACAAAAUAUUGAUAGAAAUAAAAUAUGGGAAGAAAUGUUAUCUUCAUAUAAUAAAAUUCAACAACAAUUAUUAAUAGAAAAUGAUAAUAUUAAUAUAAAUGAUAAUAAUUUAAUGGAUGAAAAAUUUAUACCAAAAUAUAAUUUACCAUGGAAUGUUGAAUAUUAUAAUAUGGUUGAUAAUUAUUUCAAAACAUCUAUUAAUUUAUCUUAUCAUCCAAUAAAUCGUUUAAUUAAAGGAAUGUUAGAGGUAUUUACUUUUGCUUAUGAUAAAAUUGGAGCACAUAAAUGUUUAUAUCAGCAAAUUGUUGUUGAACUUCAUGUAAUUAUAAGAAGAUUAUACAUAAUUAUGAGAUGUUUAUUUCCAAAUUUACCAUCAUCAGAAAAUAUGUAUACUGUUGUUGAAAAUAAUGAUAAUAGUAAAAACAAUGAUAUUGAAAAUAAUACACCAGCAUGUAAUUUUAUUGGAAAUUAUUUUUUUAUUGAAGGUUAUGCUGUACUAUUUACAGUAUUUCAAAUGCAUUGUCAGGAAGCAGAUCAAAAAUAUUUUGAAAGAAUAUGUUAUUUAAAUACAUUUAAUGAUUCAAAAUUAAGUGAUAUGAUGGGAUUAGGUGAUUAUUUAAAACCAUCUUCAAUAAUAUAUCAAAUUGAUAAUAAUUUACCUAACAUAGAAUAUUAUAAAACUGCUAUUCAUAUCUUUCAAACACUCUCAGGACAAUGUAAUCCAGUUAAAAAACUUUCUAUUCUUGAAGAAACAUUUGAUGAUAUAUUAAAGGAAGUUGCAAAUACAUAA